Messenger RNA from Orbicella faveolata, 946 nucleotides. Its product is annotated as DALR anticodon-binding domain-containing protein 3-like. Gene Ontology annotation, molecular function: tRNA binding; ATP binding; arginine-tRNA ligase activity. The record is from RefSeq and is a predicted model, not a curated record. Gene Ontology annotation, biological process: tRNA C3-cytosine methylation; arginyl-tRNA aminoacylation. Lineage: Eukaryota; Metazoa; Cnidaria; Anthozoa; Scleractinia; Merulinidae.
AUGAUACAUGAUACGAUACAUCAUUACAUACGACUGACAGGUGAAGAAGAGCUGCAAAGAACGGACAAACNUAUAUCAACAAUUCAGUUUGUACAACACUGUCAAUUGACGAGUGGAGGUCAUCUUCUACUGACUCUAAAAAAGACUGAUGUUACCAGAGCUGCACUUCACAAUGUUAUAAGUAAAGCAGACCAGUAUGGAAAAUCAAUUGGACAAAACUCUCAGGGUGUGCUAUUGAAUCCUUCUGUGUUAUUAUGUUCACUUGAUAAGGAUCAAGAUCAUUUAAGUCUUGAUCAUCUAAGAACAGCCCUUAUUUGUGAACACACCAAGCAGCUUCUAAAUGCUAAUAGGGCUGAGGUGAAAUCAAUUCCAGGCAGCACAGACCAAACUGCACAUGAAUUUGAACUCAGAAACAAUCAAAAUAUGCAAGAAACAUGUCAUCUCUUUUCUACAUCAUGUUGCACUCCAACUAAAACCAAUAUGUGGACAGAUAAAGAACUUGAUGAAAAUGCUAAAGAACUUCACAAACUCUUAAAAAGCUGCAAAUAUGUGAAACAAAGUCAUGAGUCAGCAGUCUCAAUAAAUAUUGAGACUAGAGAUCAAGUUGCAAACAAUGUACUGAAUUGUAAUUGUGAUUGUGAAGAUAAUUGCAGCUGUCAAGACUCUGAUUUGAAUGUUGAUGGAAUUAUUUUGGAUGGGGAGGAGUUUGUUAAAGAUAAUACACAGUUUGAAGAAUUAUCAAGGGUUAUAAAGGAUCAUAUUUCAUCCAUUCAAAAUGAUCUUGGAUGGCUCACCAUUGAAGAACUACUGAACUUACGUGACGUUACUAUGAUUUAUAAAUAUAUUUUCUAGCCCCAACCUCUUUAUCUACUACCCUCUUCAAACGCUCUGAAACUCAUUCAUAUAACACCAGAAAUAAAGACCAUCUCAGUUUACCUAUAUGUAG